Fusarium pseudograminearum CS3096 is the source of this 3363-nucleotide messenger RNA. RefSeq lists its product as uncharacterized. Gene Ontology annotation, cellular component: endomembrane system; membrane. The record is from RefSeq and is a predicted model, not a curated record. Lineage: Eukaryota; Fungi; Ascomycota; Sordariomycetes; Hypocreales; Nectriaceae. The transcript has 3 exons. The coding region runs from base 1 to 3363 and encodes 1120 amino acids. Gene Ontology annotation, biological process: calcium ion transmembrane transport; intracellular calcium ion homeostasis. Gene Ontology annotation, molecular function: calcium:proton antiporter activity.
AUGGAUCCCCCAAGACGUGAGAACUCGUUGCCUGGGCGCCAUCUUGGCGAGUCCUCCUCCGGCACUGCGUCUCCCGCCGACACGCGUCAACAGCCUGCCCAGACCGAGUCUGCCGUAUCUCCUAUUACUUAUGGCGACAAUUUGCCCGAGAAUUUCCAAUCCGCAGAAACAGUUCGCCCCAGAACAGAGGGUUAUGGUUCGAUAAGCGGCCCAGCUGGUUCUUCUGCCCAACAAUCAAAAGAAACUUCUCAAGAGCGCGGCUUAGUUCGCCCUGCCCAAUCCUCACGUCCUUCUCGAGGCCCAGAGCGAAUGCGAUCUGCCACCCGAUUGCGAAAACCCCCGAUGCCUCGACGACCCUCUUCAAAUACCCCCUAUCGCGGCGGAGUUUUCUCCGCCGAUGACGAAGUUCACGAAGUAGAAGCCGAUGCUGCUGUGCGCCAACAGUCCUACCGUCGCAGACCAGGUCUGCCGACCCAACUUUCCCGCGUUCAAUCGAGCCCGGACGACGAAGAUGACAAUGGCCGAAGCGACCAGCCCACCGAGACUCCCACCGACGCCCCGCAGGAGGAUGAGGAAGAGACUCCCCUCGAGGAGCAUGACGAUUCGGACAGCGAUGUCAGUGAGGCAGAGAGCUUCACCCUGAAGGAUAGGCAGCAGGCCAUCAACCAGACUCACCCCUUUGGUAUUCGAGUGUGGAAACCUGCCUUGUACAAGAAGGAUCGUUCGAUUCAAAAAUUCGCCCAAGCAGAUAUUCACUCUGCCCCAGGAGGUCGCGUUAACAACUGGCUUCUUACCUUCAAUCUGCUUUGGACGCUCCUGUUCGGUUGGUGGUUGGCUACGUUGGCAGCUCUUGGUGCCAUCGUAUGCUUGCUGUUUGCUGCUGCCCCUAGCGGGAGAGAGUACGGCAGGGUUCUCUGGGGUCUCGCCGGGUACAUGUUCUAUCCUUUUGGUAAGUUUGUCCGCUUGGAAAAGGAUGAGACCUACAUGCACGAGGACCAAGACGAGGGGCGAAGUAUCUCGGAAUACGAACAAUGGCAAAGCGGCGACAUUGAGCACGGGCGACUAUUCUUUGGACCUGAUAGCGAGCACAAUCGCUCGAUCGUGGGACGGUCGAGAAGAAGUAUUGACUCAGAGCCCAGUGAGACGGAAAGUCUUCUAGGUCGAGGCCGACGUGGUGAGCAUGUCGAUACCGAUAUGUCUCAUCAGCACAAGCGACGACUUUUUGGCCGCGGCGAGUGGAAUGUCGGCCGUGUCAUCUUUUUCGUCUUCUUCUACUGCCUCAUCUCACCCUCGCUUCUGUUCGUUUCUGCCAUCUGCUGGUUCUUGGUCUUCUGGAUCCCCAUGGGCAAGACCACAUUUCUGCUCUUCGACCACCUCCGACGACACCCUCUGGCCUUGUCCUUCGAGAGUGAUAUAAGAUACAUUCGCGAGGAUGGUGGCCCGAGCUCGUCUGUUCUCCUCUGCACGUACCGUGCUGUUGGAUCAAGAUACUGGAAGUAUACCGUUGAUGGAACCAACAUCUUCCUCAUCAACCUCAUGGUAGUUGUGAUCUUUGUGAUCUUUGAUUGGCUUGUGGUUGAGGGUGUUUUCCAUGUCGAGGGCUUCAUUACAUCUCCCGCUUUUCUCUUCUGCGCCGGCCUCCUAUCUAUCAUUCCUCUUGCCUACUUUAUCGGCCAAGCUGUUGCUUCUAUUUCGGCACAGUCGUCGAUGGGUGUGGGCGCUGCCAUUAAUGCCUUUUUCGCGACUGUCGUGGAGGUGUUCCUUUACUGUGUUGCUCUUAGGCAGGGCAAAGGUCAACUCGUCGAAGGCAGUAUCGUGGGCAGUAUUUUCGCCGGUAUCCUGUUCUUGCCUGGAAUUUCCAUGUGCUUUGGUGCCAUCAAACGAAAGACUCAGCGUUUCAAUGCGCGGUCCGCGGGUGUAACAUCCACAAUGCUGCUCUUUGCAAUUGUCGGAGCUUUUGGCCCAACCCUGUUUUACCAGAUUUACGGAACCCACGAGCUCAACUGCAUGGACUGCGAGGACUACAACACCGGCGAGAACGGUAGGGACUGCCGCCGCUGCUACUUCAGCCAGGCUCCAUCGCUCAGCGACAGAUUUUAUCUGGAGGCGGUGCGCCCUUACUGCUACAUGGCAGCGACCACGCUAUUCUUCUCGUACAUGAUUGGUUUGCUGUUCACUCUCCGAACGCAUGCUGCCGUCAUUUGGAACGCCGAGGUUGAUGAGAAGCGACACGAAGACCACAUGCAUUCUUCGAGUAUGCGAACUUCUCAAGUUCACGGCCAUGCCCAUCCCCAUACUCACAACCCAGCAACUGCCGAGACCAGUGGUGCCGAUGUUCGCGACUCUCAACUUUAUAAACGCAUUCUGGGUCAGUCCCUGAAGCAGUCUGGGUUUGGAGAGGAACUUUCCCGCCAAAAUUCUACCACUGGGCAGUCAGUUGGCGCCAACGGCUCAGCGUCUACCCUUCAUGUCGUGCCCCCCAAGUCUAGUGGUGGUGAGCCGUCGCACUCCGCUCUCCAUGUUCCAGGUCUCAGCGAAGCCGACAACAAGAUGCUUGUGCGCGAGGUUGCCGAGAUUGCCGCCACAGCUGCUACCAUUGCCUCUCGUGAACGAAUGACAAGAAAGCUUUCAGCUGUGCCCGCUAAUCACGGAGCAGGCGCUCGUCCUACGCCGAGCCGCCAGCACACCCACAACGAUCUUGCGGAGACUGAGGGUCCUGCUACUGAGGCUCACCAAGCACAUGGUGGCCACGAUGCCCCCAACUGGAGUCGUGCCAAGAGUUCCAUUAUUCUUCUUGGAGCAACUGUUUUAUAUGCGAUCAUUGCCGAAAUCCUUGUUGACACUGUGGAUGUUGUUUUGGAAAGCUUCGCGAUUGAUCAAAAGUUCCUCGGUAUCACCUUGUUCGCUCUUGUGCCCAACACAACUGAAUUUCUGAACGCCAUCUCCUUCGCUAUGAACGGAAAUAUUGCGCUGUCCAUGGAGAUUGGUUCAGCUUAUGCUCUGCAAGUGUGCCUUCUGCAGAUUCCCGCCCUUGUGUUUUACUCGGCCUUCUGGCCUGGUGUGCCUGAAGGUGGCGAUCCGGCGCUUUACACUUUUUCUCUACUAUUCCCUCAAUGGGACCUUGUUAUGACAAUCAUUUGUGUGUUCUUACUGAGCUAUAUGUAUGGUGAAGGAAAGAGUAACUACUUCAAGGGAAGCAUUCUCAUGCUGACCUACCUGGUUGUCAUCACCGGAUACUACUUCAGUGGCUUUACGUCUGAUGCUAUGGGCAUGCAGCGUUUCGAUGUCAUGGGAGCCGAUGGCAACUACCAGAGCUACAAGACGAUUGGAAGAUCGACACGGGGUGUGGCUUUUCCAGCUUAA